Messenger RNA from Cicer arietinum (chickpea), 1556 nucleotides. RefSeq lists its product as uncharacterized. The record is from RefSeq and is a predicted model, not a curated record. Gene Ontology annotation, biological process: regulation of mitotic cell cycle. NCBI's taxonomy places the organism in Eukaryota, Viridiplantae, Streptophyta, Magnoliopsida, Fabales, Fabaceae.
GCUUCAAAUAAAUAAAUAAAAUCAUCAAACAAAACUAAGAGGAAAAGAAACUUAGAGAAAUUAGUGAAGAAGAAACGCGUGAAUUUUCAAGUUACCAAAGCGAGAGAAACUGUUCUUUCAGUUCGAUAGUACUAGUAGUUCAUUUGAAAUUUGCUACUCUGACCCAAAUGGCAGCCAGAACUGUUCGCUUGUUUCAAGACCAAAAUGUCAUUGACCAUGUUAAUGAAGCAGGAACUAUGUCUGGAAAGACAGAUUUUACAGGACAGAGGAAAUCUAAGGUUGGGGGAAGAAAACCACUUGGUGAUCUAUCCAAUGCAGUGAAGCCCAUAAAUAUAGCAGUAGAUGGAAAGAAAGCCAUCAAUGGUCCAUUAAGCACACUUAAACCCUCUGUUAGCCAGACAUCAAAAUCGCUCAGGUCUAAGAACAACCUUGAAAUUGCUUCAAAGGAAAAAAAUCUUGAAACUGACAAAAGAACUGGCAGUAAAGCUUCUAAGAAGCCAAAUACUGGCAGCAGGAGAGCACUUUUUGAUAUUUCAAACUCAGUUUCUGAUGUAAAAAAUAAGAACAACCUGAAGACUAGUAUUUUGACAGGGAAAUAUCUUGAUCCAGUUGCAAUUGCCGAAGAGCAAAUGUUGCACAAUCAUCGUGAAUGUAUAAAAUCACAGAUUGAAACAGUUGAUAUGCAUCACUUUUUCAAGACUGUUGGACUCGAGGAUGAUUCGGACGAUCACAUGAAAAUUUCCAUCGAACCGUCUGCAAUAAGAAAACUGAAGCCUGAGAGUGCUUUCAUGGAAUUGGAGGAGGUCCCUGAAGAGUUGUCUGAUGUGCAGUCUCUAUCUGCAGAGCAUGGUUCCCCAGCACACUGCAUGAGUCCAAAAUUUUCAAGUUAUACAAUGUGGAAUGACUUGGCUGUCAAUUUCAAUUUGAUAGAUACGCCCAAAUUGUCUAGAAACUGAUUUUCUCCCACAACAAUAUAAAUAACUCAUACAAUAGCUAUUUUGUGCCACUCUUGUGAUGGCAAUUAUUGCUUUAUUCUUUUGUAGAUGACCUUUAUGUUUGUUUAGCUAUUAUCUUAGAUUGUUAAUAUUGUUGAGAAGGCUGGUUGUUAUUCCCAAUUAUGUCAAUGAAUGGUGCUCAUCUUUUUCUUCAUAGUAUCUUGUGCUACUCUUGGGAUGGCCAACUAUUGCUGGAUCUUUGUGAAGUACGACCUUAAUGUUUGGUUUAGCUAUCUUGUGCUACUCUUAGAUGACCUGUAUGUUUGUUUAGCUAUUAUCUUAGAUUGUUAAUAUUGUUGAGAAGGCUGGUUGUUCUUCCCAAUUAUGUCAAUGAAUGGUGCUCAUCUUUUUCUUCAUAGUAUCUUGUGCUACUCUUGGGAUGGCCAACUAUUGCUGGAUCUUUGUGAAAGUACACGACCUUAAUGUUUGGUUUAGCUAUCUUGUGCUACUCUUAGAUGACCUGUAUGUUUGUUUAGCUAUUAUCUUAGAUUGUUAAUAUUGUUGAGAAGGCUGGUUGUUCUUCCCAAUUAUGUCAAUGAAUGGUGCUCAUCUUUUUCUUCA